AUGGAGUUAUACACAUAUGGACCAAUAAAGAGUGUAUGUGUAGUUGAUGAAACAUUUUUAUCAGUAUCUAUCAAUUUUGUAGUAUCUAUCUAUCUAUCUAUCUAUCUAUCCCAGUUUAUUCACAUCUAUCUAUGUAUCUAUCUAUGUAUCUAUCGAUCUAUCUCAAUCUAUUUGCAUCAAUCUAUUUAUCUCUAUCUAUCUAUCUAUCUAUCUAUCUAUCUAUCUAUCUAUCUAUCUGCAUCCAUCUAUCUAUCUAUCUGCAUCCAUCUAUCUAUCUAUCUAUCUAUCUAUCUAUCUAUCUAUCUAUCUAUCUAUUUGCAUACAUCUAUCUCAAUCUAUUUGCAUCUAUCUAUCUAUCUAUCUAUCUAUCUAUCUAUCUAUCUAUCUAUCUAUCUAUCUAUCUAUCUAUGCAUUAAUAUUUGUAUAUUUUCAGUUUAUCUCGGAAUAUCUAUAUUAGUUUAUAUACCUACUGUCAAAAUGAUAGCAAUUAUUUACAUAUUUUACAAAUGUAAAAUAUGUAAAUAA
Messenger RNA from Acanthosepion pharaonis, 525 nucleotides. Lineage: Eukaryota; Metazoa; Mollusca; Cephalopoda; Sepiida; Sepiidae. The record is from the annotation of a GenBank genome assembly.